AUGGAGCAAAAUCUGGUGCUGUCGGAGCAGGAACCUUCUUAUCAUGAUUUUAAUUCCACUUCGACUUUUUUGCUACGCUGCUCUAUUGAUUCUAAAGGCACACAAACUGAGUUUGAGUGGACAGAUUACAGUACUGCUGUUUUCAGGAAACUUCAAGAGUUUGAUGAUAUUGAUAUUAAUGGAUACAUCGAUGUGAUACGUGGUCAUGAAACCUUAAGGCACCUUUCAAACAAAAAAAAGGUUUCUUCUCUCCAUUUAUCCAGUGAUAAUAGGUUUGCCUUAAAGAUCAUAAGCAAAUCUCACAUGAAGGCCCUUUUAGAACUACUGCCAAAAUAUUAUCACCAUGUGAAGAAGUACAAUAACACUUUACUUGCAAAAUUCUAUGGGCUUCAUGUUGUUCAGCCACAAGGUGGAAAAAAGGUUCGCUUUGUGGUAAUUGGAAAUAUUCUUCAGUCAGAUUUAAAGAUUCACAAGCAUUUUGUUCUCAGAGAUUCACCGAAUAGCCACCAUGUGCACAAAACGGGAGAUGAGGAAGAUCUUAAUAUGACUUUUCAUUUACAUACAUCUCUUCGGCAUAAACUUCUGACGUGA
Molecule: messenger RNA, 591 nt
Organism: Musa acuminata AAA Group (dessert banana)
Lineage: Eukaryota; Viridiplantae; Streptophyta; Magnoliopsida; Zingiberales; Musaceae
Product: phosphatidylinositol 4-phosphate 5-kinase 10-like
Exons: 4
Coding region: 1-591 (196 amino acids)
Biological process (GO): phosphatidylinositol phosphate biosynthetic process
Cellular component (GO): plasma membrane
Molecular function (GO): 1-phosphatidylinositol-4-phosphate 5-kinase activity
Source: RefSeq, a predicted model, not a curated record